UUCCUCCGCGAGCGGUAUGGGUACCUCUUCAAAAACAGAAGACGCUGCGCUUCCAGCUUGCUGUUUACGUUUUUGCUGGUCAUAGUUUUUCGGAUUUUAUAUUUUCAUUUGUUGCCAGUGGGGAUUCCCAUCAAAAUUCAGAUCAAGAGUUUUUAACCUCCUCCGCAGCUUCAAAACCAGAAAUGAGGUCCUACGACGAGGAAUUACAGUACAUUGACAAGAUCUCAGCGUGUUCUUGGCGUAUCAAGAAGGGAUUCGUUCCCAACAUGAACGUGGAGGGCAUCUUCUACGUGAACGAGCAUCUGGAGAAGCUCAUGUUCGAGGAGUUGCGCAUGUCGGUGGGUUCCCGGGGCGGCGGUGUGGGGGGAUUUCUGCCCGGAGUGAAACAGAUCGCCAAUGUGGCGGCGCUGCCCGGCAUUGUGGGGCGUUCGGUGGGGCUGCCGGACAUCCACUCGGGAUACGGAUUCGCCAUCGGGAAUAUGGCGGCGUUCGAUAGCAGUGAUCCGCUGGCGGUGGUGUCGCCGGGCGGAGUGGGAUUCGAUAUUAACUGCGGUGUGCGUCUGCUGCGCACCAAUCUGGACGAGAAGGAUGUGGCGCCGGUCAAGGAACAGUUGGCGCAGAGCUUGUUCGACCAUAUUCCCGUGGGAGUGGGUUCCAAGGGGGUCAUUCCAAUGAACGCCAAAGAUUUGGAAGAAGCCCUGGAAAUGGGCAUGGAUUGGUCAUUACGUGAGGGUUACGCGUGGGCGGAAGACAAGGAGCACUGCGAGGAAUAUGGACGCAUGCUGCAAGCGGAUCCCAGCAAGGUGUCUUUACGUGCCAAGAAACGAGGCCUCCCACAGUUGGGCACACUGGGAGCCGGCAAUCACUACGCGGAAAUCCAAGUAGUCGAUGAAAUCUACGAUGACCACAGCGCCCGAGUCAUGGGCGUCGAUCACAAGGGACAAGUUUUGGUUAUGAUCCACAGCGGAAGUCGCGGUCUGGGACAUCAGGUAGCCACAGACGCUUUAGUACAAAUGGAGAAAGCCAUGAAACGUGAUCAAAUAGAGGUGAAUGAUCGCCAACUAGCCUGCGCCCGUAUCAGUUCUCCGGAAGGACAGGAUUACCUGAAAGGAAUGGCAGCGGCUGCCAAUUUCGCUUGGGUCAAUCGCAGCAGUAUGACCUUCCUUACUCGCCAGGCAUUCGCCAAGCAGUUCAAAACUGCUCCCGACGAUCUGGACAUGCAUGUGAUCUACGAUGUCUCCCACAACAUCGCCAAAUUUGAAGAACAUGUUGUGAACGGCAGCCAGCGCACACUACUCGUGCACCGUAAAGGAGCCACGCGUGCCUUUCCGCCGCAUCAUCCGCUCAUUCCCGUGGAUUAUCAGCUAACCGGCCAGCCCGUGCUGAUUGGAGGCACGAUGGGAACAUGUAGCUAUGUCUUGACGGGAACGGAACAAGGCAUGAUUGAGACCUUUGGAUCAACGUGCCACGGUGCUGGCCGGGCGUUGUCCCGAGCGAAAUCGCGGCGGAAUCUGGAUUAUACUGACGUACUGGCCCAGCUCCAGCAGAAGGGAAUCUCCAUACGCGUGGCGUCACCCAAACUGGUCAUGGAAGAGGCACCUGAGUCCUACAAGAAUGUGACAGAUGUUGUGGAUACUUGUCACAUGGCUGGCAUUAGCAAAAAAUGUAUGAAACUCCGUCCGAUUGCUGUGAUUAAAGGCUAGUCGAUCGAACAUGUGAACUGUAAUCAACGGUUUAUGGCGUCACCCGAAUCUGAUUUACCGGUUUCGUUUUAGUAGUUCUCUUUUUGUCUUCCUAAUUCUUUUGCAGUCCAUUGGAGUAUUUAUCAGUUUUCGCAAGUUUGUACUUUUUUCUGCGGUGUGUUCUGCACAGGCAAAUAGUUCACUGUUGAAUAAAUUUAAUAAUAUGGAUGCAAAUUCA
This is a messenger RNA of Paramacrobiotus metropolitanus, 1920 nucleotides long. Its product is annotated as RNA-splicing ligase RtcB homolog. Bases 183 to 1703 code for a protein of 506 amino acids. The transcript is spliced from 6 exons. Gene Ontology annotation, molecular function: RNA ligase (ATP) activity. NCBI's taxonomy places the organism in Eukaryota, Metazoa, Tardigrada, Eutardigrada, Parachela, Macrobiotidae. Gene Ontology annotation, biological process: tRNA splicing, via endonucleolytic cleavage and ligation. The record is from RefSeq and is a predicted model, not a curated record. Gene Ontology annotation, cellular component: tRNA-splicing ligase complex; nucleus.